Messenger RNA from Ostrea edulis (European flat oyster), 1627 nucleotides. Its product is annotated as G patch domain-containing protein 4-like. The record is from RefSeq and is a predicted model, not a curated record. Gene Ontology annotation, molecular function: nucleic acid binding. The transcript is spliced from 10 exons. Gene Ontology annotation, cellular component: membrane; nucleolus. Gene Ontology annotation, biological process: regulation of ribosome biogenesis. Bases 116 to 1597 code for a protein of 493 amino acids. NCBI's taxonomy places the organism in Eukaryota, Metazoa, Mollusca, Bivalvia, Ostreida, Ostreidae.
AUGUAUUCAUUAGGCGUGGAAUGGUGAGUAUUUAAAAUAUCAACAUGAAUUCAAACUAAGGCCCGGUACGACUUCGUGCAAACCCAAGAUUAAAAGUACCGGACUACAGUGCAAUAUGUCGCAGACUAACCAGACACUGGCCAAGAAUUGCACGGAUUUGUUGGAUGCGGACUAUGAUGAGAUCGUUCUUCUAUCGGCGAUUGUGGGAGCAGUGUGUGGAUUAUCGUUUAUAGUGGCUGGGAUCAUAUAUUGUUGUCGAGAGAAACCAUAUGCCUCUGGCUUAAAAAAGGCAGAACUGCACUGUCUAUUGGAAGCCGUGUCAAUUGUUGCAUUUGUCUAUGACGUUUCUUCUGACAUUUUUCUAAGCGUGCAAUAUUACAUGAAGGGAAACUUCUCGUACUUUCUGCUGACAACGUUAUUCAUCGCCCUGCCUGUGUUUUUUGGCUACGCUGCGACCAUCGCUUUGGUCGCAAGUAAGUCUGUCGACCUCAAGAAGUGUCGCUGGUGUUUCUCCAUUUUCGCAGCAGUGAUAUUUGGUCCAAUAGUCGCUGUCUUUGUACAUCUGAUAGUGCUGAUCUACAGUUUGGGAUGCGGACCAGACGAACGUUUGUCCAUUCACUUCUCACCGGCAGUUCACGGUAUUUUGGAAAUAAGUUUUGAAUCGAUACCGCAACUCUUACUUCAAGUCUACAUCAACGUCAACACAAUAACCUGUGACGAAGACGACAUAAAAACACGUUCAGGUCUCGGGAAGAAUGAAAAUGGAAGGAAGGAGGCCAUUAAAGUGAAAAUAAAGAAAGACAGCCACGGGGUGGGACACAGUGCAGGUGAUGAGUUUACAUUUCACUGGUGGGACCACGUCUUCAAUAAGGCUGCCAACAGCAUUGCCGUGGAAACCACACAGGAGGGUGUGUCAGUGAAAAAAUCGAAAGAGAGCGAGAAAGUGUCCACUAAGAAAGCCUGGACGUAUGACAGCAAGGCCAUGCUUUACGGACAGUUUGUGAAGGGGGCAACACUGGACAACAACCAGGAGCUGACAACCCAUGAGGAGGACACCGCAGUCACUGAUUACACAGAGGAGGACAAACAGUUACUACAAAAAUUACCAGAUGAGAAAAUACUGGAGAUAUGUGGUGGAAUGACAGCACACAAGGGAGCCAGACAUGGGCUGAAAUUGAAUGGCAAACUGGAGCGAAUUCAGGAACAAGAGAGGCUUCUAUUGGAAAAGUGGAAGAAGAAAACAGGAAGCAGCAGUGUUAUAGACCAAUCAGUAUCCUCGUUACAUAAGGUUGAUACAGAAGAAACUGUGUGUAAAACUAGGGAGAAUUCAUCAAGUGAAAAGUCCAAAAAGAAGAAGAAGAGAAAACAUAAAGAUUGUAGAGCAGAGAGAGGAGAUUGUGAUGUGUCUUAUGAGAGGACUAGUGAUCCAAAUGAUGACCAGUGUGAUUCUGUUAAAGUGAAAGUAACAAAGAAGAGAAAAAGAGAUGCUGAGCAGUUGGAAAAUGAAAGUGUGAAAUCAGACAUUGAGGCUGACUUACAAAAUGAAACAGAAAGGACAAAAAAGAAAAAGAUAAAAAAGAAGAAAAAAUCAUAUUAAAGUUAUUCGAUUUAUUAAAUGAAAAUAUUU